AUGAACAGUAUUUCUUUGGAAACUCCAUUAGUGAAGUUUACAUUUUCUAAUGGGUCAUUAUGCUGUGAUGACUCUCAAUUAAGAGAUAUUCUCAAGGAACUUAUUCUAAGAUAUAGUAAUAACAAAAAUAAUGAAAGCAUUAAAGCCUAUGAAGAUGAUAUUAUUGGAACGCCACCAUUAAGUCAUUCUGUGUAUUAUUACCCAACAAUGGAAGAAAUAAUAGAACAUGAAACCAAAAAGAAAUACUGUGACAAAAUCAGACACAAAAGACUAGAUGAAAAAAUUGAAGAGGCUCAGUACUCUCUAUUCUAUACCAGAUAUUCCUCAAUUGAAGAAUUGCUGUCAAGUGUCUACCUUUAA
This is a messenger RNA of Entamoeba nuttalli P19, 360 nucleotides long. RefSeq lists its product as hypothetical. The record is from RefSeq and is a predicted model, not a curated record. The coding region runs from base 1 to 360 and encodes 119 amino acids. The transcript has a single exon. NCBI's taxonomy places the organism in Eukaryota, Evosea, Mastigamoebida, Endamoebidae.